AUUUUUAAAUUCUUUUUUCCUCGUAUCAUUUAUACAGAAGUACAAAUUUCGUCCCUGAUUUUUUUAAGACAUGCAGAAUUUUGACAAUUAUUUUUUAAUGAGUUUCAGUUUUCGGAUAUGAUGCUAGAUGUCUCCUAGAAACGGGUUUGCUUGUACUGUUGAGUAUGUCGACAAAUUUACUGUCGAGAUUAUGUCUUCUCAACGUACACCGUCAGUAUUUUACCGUGUUCCCGAGCAAACGACUCGUCAUUAUCAUGGCAAAUGCACUUUGUCCAACCCAGCCUUCAUUGGGCCAAGAAUGGCAACAAUAAACAGUUCGGUAGUUGUAACUUAUGAACAAUCUCAAAAAGAGAGCACUGUCGUUAAAGACGAAGUCUGGAGAAGCUCAUGUUGUAAAGAGAGAUGUCAACAAAUAAAAUGGGAGAAAAAUUGGGGAUUCCUUGCAAAAUUCGACCAAACGGGUAACCAUAGAGAGCCGAAGGAAUUAAGUAGCAACGCAAGAUCAACAUACUCCAAGACAGUUCCAAAUACAUCAAACGCUCGCUAUGGCCUGAGAACUAGAUAUACAAACUAUAUUAACAAACUGGAGAGCUCUUGUCGCCAAAAUCUCAAGAAGGACAAUGACCUUUUGCUGUACGAUUGAUAAUGACAAAACACAGACGAUUUCGAUGAAGUUUUUUUGUACUAUAUCUUUGCGGUCCAAAUGAGGUUUUAAACAACAAGAUUACACUAAAUAUCUCACAAAUCGACGUACGAUUUAGCCAAAAUUAUCAUAUCUAUAUAGCUAGAUUGUCUGUUUUUAUGCAAUAUAACUCACCUCACAUAAUAAAUAGAAAUACACAAAGUAUCUUUAAAUACUAGUUAUCAUUAAGCAUGUAUCCUUAUAUGUAUCACUUGCUCAUGCAUACCUGCAAAUCUGAAACUUGACAAUAUAAAUCAAAUUCUUAUACUUUUUCUUCUUAGUUUACACAUAUCACGAUGAUUUAAAAUAAAUUGAACAAGAUCUUUA
Molecule: messenger RNA, 1009 nt
Organism: Xenia sp. Carnegie-2017
Lineage: Eukaryota; Metazoa; Cnidaria; Anthozoa; Malacalcyonacea; Xeniidae
Exons: 4
Coding region: 128-643 (171 amino acids)
Source: RefSeq, a predicted model, not a curated record